UGGGCCACAUAUCCUCAGUUCAAUCAACCAGCCCAAAGCGAAGAGUCAACUUCGGAACUUACCCGAAGCUACCGAGUACAGUUCGUAGCUAAUUACCGGUCAUGGCUACAACCACCGUGAAACCGCUUCUAUCACCACCGUCGCUACUACUACUUCUUCUUCUUCUAUUCUCGUCGCUAAUUUCAAUCUCUCUCGCUUACAAACCCGGCGACAUCGUCCCCAUGAGUCGCAUGGGUCAAUACCACUCCUCGAGAACCGUGUGGCAGGAUCUCAUUGGUCGCCAUUGUCCCAUCUUCGCAGUGAAUCGUGAGGUUUUGAUUCCGAUACCGAAGCCAACGGGUUACACUGGAGCUGAUCCUUAUAAAAUAUCAUUUCAAGUUGGAAGGGAGAAGUUUUAUAUUCCGUGGCUUCUAGUGGUAAAUCGGAAAAGUACAGAGGUUCCAAUGAUUGAUAUAGAACUGAAAUAUUCAGGAAGUGAUUUGCUUGGUGUUACUGCAAAAGUUUUGGAUAUGCCACAUCACUAUGUUGAAAUUCAUCCUGAGAUCGGUAAACACUUCUGGGAUGCUCAGCAUUGGCCAAAGCAUAUACUUGCCCGAUACACAUGGAAGGAACAUUCCGAGAUAGAUGUCACUUCAGGAUUUUAUGUUCUAUUUGGUUCAGGGCUCUUGCUGUCUUUCAUCCUCUCAAUCUACACAUUGCAAUCUUCACGUGACAAAUUGGAAAGAUUUGUAAGGGAAACGGUUGCUGAAAGCAGCAUCCCUGUUGGAGAGAUAGCAAAAGUUGAAUGAUGCAUCCCCAAUCUCGUAAUGAAAUUGAUAAGAUCAGUUGGUGUUGGAGAGUAGUUCUUGCAUACACAGCUAUGAACCAGUCAUUUAUUUCUUGAUGGAGGUGAGCGCGAGGACAAGAGCUGUGAAGUGAGUAGCACAAAAUGUUGAUAUCGAAUAUAUUACAAUUCAUUUGGAAGGCUGGAUCUGUAACAUCAUAGUUAAAAAUGCUUAAAAUCUAUACAAAAACAAAUCAAAACGUAGCAUAUUAGUCAGAGUUUCAAACUCUUUUAUCAUUGAACUUAAUUUCAUUGUUGAAUUUUGUUCGUCUUGAGAUGAUUAUUUUCUUCUCCUGUGGUUACUAUCUGGUCGGCGUAAGUCAUUCCCUGCAAAUCAA
Medicago truncatula (barrel medic) is the source of this 1161-nucleotide messenger RNA. RefSeq lists its product as uncharacterized. NCBI's taxonomy places the organism in Eukaryota, Viridiplantae, Streptophyta, Magnoliopsida, Fabales, Fabaceae. The record is from RefSeq and is a predicted model, not a curated record. The coding region runs from base 102 to 788 and encodes 228 amino acids. The transcript is spliced from 9 exons.